Messenger RNA from Thunnus maccoyii (southern bluefin tuna), 1184 nucleotides. RefSeq names its product calmodulin 2a (phosphorylase kinase, delta) (gene calm2a). The transcript is spliced from 6 exons. Lineage: Eukaryota; Metazoa; Chordata; Actinopteri; Scombriformes; Scombridae. The record is from RefSeq and is a predicted model, not a curated record. Gene Ontology annotation, molecular function: calcium ion binding. The coding region runs from base 103 to 552 and encodes 149 amino acids.
AGUUGGCUCUUCCUCACUGUGUUCAUAGAGACUGUCAGUUUCGUGUCGGCUUUGGCUUUCUUACGGAUUUUGUUGUGAACCAGCCGCUGCAUCUACGUCGAAAUGGCUGAUCAGCUUACAGAAGAGCAGAUUGCUGAGUUCAAGGAGGCAUUUUCGCUCUUUGACAAGGAUGGAGAUGGCACCAUCACCACCAAAGAGCUGGGCACAGUCAUGCGUUCUCUGGGCCAGAACCCCACAGAGGCAGAGCUGCAGGACAUGAUCAAUGAAGUGGAUGCUGAUGGAAAUGGAACGAUAGACUUCCCGGAGUUCCUGACCAUGAUGGCAAGGAAGAUGAAGGACACAGACAGCGAGGAGGAGAUCAGAGAAGCAUUCCGUGUCUUUGACAAGGAUGGCAAUGGAUACAUCAGUGCUGCUGAGCUGCGCCAUGUGAUGACAAACCUCGGAGAGAAGCUGACUGAUGAAGAAGUGGAUGAGAUGAUCAGAGAAGCAGACAUUGACGGAGAUGGACAGGUCAACUAUGAAGAGUUCGUACAAAUGAUGACGGCGAAGUGAAGGCCUUGUACAGAUUUCGUAUAUAAAUAAUUUGCCUUUUUUUCUUUGUGUAAUUUAUCUGUAAAAUCUUAAUAGCCCCCCUUCGUCCCUGCCCCUUCUGCUGUCCAAAGGAACUGCAUGUAAACUGCAUAGGCUCUUGUCCCCAUGUCCCUUUCUUUUGCUGUCAUGGUGUUUUGGAGUGACGGAACGGUCAUACAACCAGAUGCCCGUGGAGGCCCCUGGGAGCCAGAGAACUUCGAAUCUUCCUGUCUUGUGCUCGGGGCCCCUCCACGCAUGGCGACAUUGGAAACCUGUCAGCUGGUUGUCACUUGGCAACACUGUUGGCAUGGAAACAAUGUAGAGGAGUUAAACUCUGCAUGGACUACGGACAAAGUAUAUAUGGAAAAUCUCUCAGCAUUGCACUACUGCAAAAAAAUGACACGGGUGUAUCUCCUAGGUACUCGUACAAACUCUUUUUGUAUCUGCUGUUCUAUAUACCAGAAAACGACUAAUCUUACCAUGCUUUUUAAUGUUUUACUCACUACUUUUGCUUUUCUUUCUUUCUUUUUUUUUAUGGCCUCUGGUCAUGCCUCAAAUAAUCCAUUCCAAGUUGUAUAUUUUUGUUUUCCAAUAAAAUUUACAAUCUACCCGGA